Aspergillus melleus is the source of this 895-nucleotide messenger RNA. RefSeq lists its product as uncharacterized. The coding region runs from base 165 to 854 and encodes 229 amino acids. Gene Ontology annotation, cellular component: cytoplasm; nucleus. Lineage: Eukaryota; Fungi; Ascomycota; Eurotiomycetes; Eurotiales; Aspergillaceae. The transcript has 3 exons. The record is from RefSeq and is a predicted model, not a curated record.
CGGUAAAGGCGUGCAUUAGCCCAACCUCGCUAUUCGAUCAUUAAAAACUUCCGAGAAAGGUUGGAAUGCACAUGUGCGUCUAUUGUUCCUUCCUGCCUCCCGAGGUCUCUUUAUGCACAUGUGGCUUUGGCAUUCUUCUAUUCCCACCCUAACCACAUUUGACUAUGAGUGAGAUGACGCGAAAGCCUGACUGCAUGAAAAUGAGAGUUCUCUGCCUGCAUGGAAUUGGGACAAACUGUGAGAUAUUCGAGGCCCAAACUGCGGCAUUGCGAUAUCAACUGGGCCACGCAUUCAACUUCGAAUUCAUCGGCGGAGAACAUCCUUGGCCAGCUGCUCCUGGAAUUGCAGAGGUCUUUGGGCGGGAUGAAGUUUGCUAUUCUUAUUUUGAUGGAACACCAUCAGGAGCACUAGCAGCCGUGAAAGACCUUGCAGACUAUGUGGCUGAGAAUGGGCCAUUCGAUGCCGUUAUGGGGUUCUCCUUGGGGGCUACGCUAGCAGUAACCUUCCUAUUCAACUGGGGCAAGCUUGGGUUUGUGGAGUCGCCAUUUAAAUUCGCGAUAUUACUCUGCAGUUGUUUGCCAUGUGACUGGGAUGCACUUCAGAUGGGAAGAUUAGAGUUCGUGAACCCAACACAAGUUACUGGCCUCAUCAAGAUCCCUACCAUCCAUGCUUGGAGCCCCCAAGAUACGGAGUAUCCGGGUGAAGGUCGGCUCGUAGUGGAAAUGUGUGACACUUCAAAUCGUGUGAACUUGCAGCACUCAGCCGGACAUAACCCGCCAACUCAGCCUGAUGAGGUUGAUAAACUAGCACAAGCGAUUCUCGAUGUGUCAAAAAUCAGUACUCAGGCUAGGUGAAGUUUAAGGCUAGUCUGAUCUAAUUGAGAACACUACUUAUG